Messenger RNA from Serendipita indica DSM 11827, 2682 nucleotides. Lineage: Eukaryota; Fungi; Basidiomycota; Agaricomycetes; Sebacinales; Serendipitaceae. The record is from the annotation of a GenBank genome assembly.
AUGUCCCGUGCAGAAACCGGCAGACGGCAGUCUCUCCUCGGUGGCAUCUCGAAUAUCAGUAGCAUGCUCAAGUUUGGCUGGAACCAGCCUCCCGCGUCUCCUGGAGCGUCUCUGGGACACAAACACCAGCCUUCGGUGGACUCUCAGAUCACUCCAAAGGCAGAAACACCCAAUCCGUUUGAUACUGUGGCCACAAAGCCAGCUGGGGGAGCGACGCACGGAACCUCCACUACGCCGCUCGCACUCACCCCGACAGGUGGUAUUCAGAGCUUGCCGACUACCCAGCUCACACUGAACCCACCGACAUUUGAUCUCCAACUGCCUACUAAGAUUAAAGGUGUAAAAACAACAGUACAAGCCUCGAACAAUCUUCCUCCCACAAAUUCUGCCCCCCAAGCCAUGCAGGCCGCGACCAAGGCGUCGAUAACCGCACCACGAGGUCAGCUACAUGUCAAGCUCAUCCAAGCCCGUGGUCUUGCAGUCAAAUCUGCUCUUUCCCGGCCCUAUGUCGUCGUCGUCUACGAGCAAAACGAGUUUAUCAGCCGCGAGCCAACACACGAGGGCGAGAAGGAGGUAAAGGGCAGGCCAAAUCCGCUCAGCAGGCAAUCGAGUAGCGUCAAUGUAACUGCUAAUACGACUACACCCCCCAGGAGCUCCGCCAUGGACGUUCUAGGCGGCAUCCAGCGCGCAUUCGAUAUCAAGCCUAGAAACUCUCCACCCAAAGAGGGCGAUAUCACGCCAAAGGGUGACCCCUCCACUGGCGCCCGUGACACCACUCACGGUGGCCAGAGUGGCCAGAGCUCGAGCAGAUCCUCGUCUGGCAGUUCGGGCGGAUCCAAAGUCGUCAAAGACCAGCAGUCUACUACCCCACAGUCGAUAUACGACGCGACCAACCCCGUUUGGAAGCACCAGGUUUCUUUCGCCACUCUAAUCCGCGCAACGGUUUCUCUCAAAUAUCAUUGGAAGAGACAAUUGCUGACGCCCAAUCUUUUCCUUAUCGCUGCUGGCCUUCUACCCGCUCCGCCCUUUAGCGACGUCACGUCGGAGCGCUCGAUUCUCUACCUCAACAUCUAUGACCGCAAAUACGAGGGCGUUGAGGGAUAUCUGGGUACAGUCGAGAUCAAACCUGCACUUGUACACGACCACCCAGUAGAUGUCUGGCACAAGCUCGAAUCGCAUGGAACCGUCGACGCCAAACACCCCAUCACGGGCGAGCUCCGGGUCCAGAUCACAUAUGAGCAAUCCCUCACAAAGCGCUCGCUCACCCCUCGCGACUUUGAUAUUCUCAAAUUGGUCGGCAAGGGCACCUUUGGCCGAGUCUUCCAGGUUCGCAAGAAGGAUACCAGGAGGAUAUACGCAAUGAAGGUCCUGAGCAAAAAGGAGAUUGUUGCCAAAAAGGAGGUGGCCCAUACCAUUGGUGAACGCAAGAUUCUCCAACGCAGUCUCGAGUCACCCUUCCUCGUUGGCCUCAAGUUUAGCUUCCAGACGGAAUCCGAACUCUUCCUUGUCACAGACUUUAAGAGCGGAGGAGAAUUGUUCUGGCAUUUGCAGAGAGAGUCCCGCUUCUCAGAGGAGAGGGCUCGUUUCUACAUUGCGGAACUGACGUUGGCACUGGAACAUCUACACAAGCACGAUAUUGUCUAUCGCGACUUAAAGCCGGAAAACAUUUUGCUCGAUGCCACAGGCCACGUUGCGCUCUGCGACUUUGGCCUAAGCAAGCCCGAUCUCCCAGCAAACCAGCUCACCAACACGUUCUGUGGCACAACAGAGUAUCUGGCCCCAGAAAUCUUACUGGACGAUCUCGGAUAUAGCAAAAUGGUCGAUUUCUGGAGCCUGGGCGUCUUGCUGUUUGAGAUGCUCUGCGGUUGGAGUCCAUUCUACAACGAGGACACUCAAGUGAUGUACCGCAACAUUUGCUACGGCAAGAUCAAAUUCCCACGCAACACCGUUAGCGAAGACGGAAAGUUGUUCGUCAAGGGACUUUUGAACCGUGUGCCUGCGAAUCGGCUUGGUUCAAAGGGGGAUGCUGCCGAGUUGAAGGCGCAUCCCUUCUUCUCAUGCAUCGACUGGGUGGCCCUGUCCCGCAAAGAAGUCACCCCACCAUUCAAGCCGUCUGUCGAGUCGGAUGAAUGCACGGCAAACUUUGACCCCGAGUUCACGUCGGCCGAUCUCAACGAGGUUGGGGUCGACUAUUGGGACGAAGAAGAAGCCCAGCUCGUCGAUAGCGCCUCGGGUCAACGAUUGUACAAUGGACCAGCUGGUAGCGAGCCAAUGUUUGGCUUUGGGAGCGUCGCACCUGACGGUGCGAUCGACGUACUCACACCAAUCGGAAGUGCGCAACCGCAGCCUAUUCUACCCACCGUCGUCAAGCAGGCCAAGAAGAAGCGCAGUAGUAGUCCAAUCUCACGCAGCUUGCAAGAAAAGUUCCGCGGGUUCAGCUACACUGCGUCGGAAAGUUUUGACCAGGAUGGCUACAGCGGCUUGCGGGCGCGUAUGAGGGAAGAAGAUGAGAUGGAGAGAUUGCGCGAGAUUGAGGGUCAAGCGCAUGCGGAAGCUGUCGGCGAUGAGGAGAUACCAAUUGCCAGCAGCAGCCCUCAACAGCAACCAGCGGCACUCGCGGGCGCAUUUGGUGAAGCGGAAGAAGCAAUGAGGAGGAUGAACAUUGGUGCACAGAGAUACUAG